Molecule: messenger RNA, 1074 nt
Organism: Monomorium pharaonis (pharaoh ant)
Lineage: Eukaryota; Metazoa; Arthropoda; Insecta; Hymenoptera; Formicidae
Exons: 3
Coding region: 513-962 (149 amino acids)
Source: RefSeq, a predicted model, not a curated record
AAUCAAUAUAUUAUUUAUUAUUCUACUUCCACUUUAAUUGGAUAUAUGUUUAUCUCAGAUAAAUUUCUGGGGGGAAUAUCGUUUAAUUUUUCAUAAACCAUUUAUCGUUUAGAAACAGAAAAGAAUAAACACCGACAAUUUUUUUUUAGCAUUUUUUUUAUCUGUAGCUAAUUGACGAGAUGUAAUUUGAGCGCAAAAUUUGUUAACAAUAGUUAGAAGCAAACUUGGAAAUUUAAGAGUGAUAAAAUAUACAUUCGGUAUCUGAAUUGGAGUUAAUUUUCAUAUCGCCGGUCUAGCUUCUCCUCGGAGAAUUCCUGGCACUCUCGUGGAUCAGUAAUCGUCAGUAAUCGUAUCAUUCGUAUCUCAAAUGUAACGUUUAGGUUAAGUUAUCCCGGUGCUUCUCAACGAGAAUAAAGGCGACGAUUUGUGGGAGGGCGAGACGGACGGUGAUACUUACAACUAGAGGAAGAAAGUUAUAUUUUUGCAUCGAAUUGUUUUACUGGCGCUGAAAAAUGGAUUUAUUUACUAUCUAUAAUGCGAAAAGAAAAAAAUCAUGGAUGAAGCCUGGCCAGCCAUCAACAUCAACGCCAAAACGCGAGAUAUUUGUGGAAGUAAAUUAUAGUUAUAUGUUGUGCAUUUGGUGGGAUCAUAAAGUAAUAUCGAUAAGUUUUAAGAACAAGAUUCCCUUUCUACAUGGAGCCACGCUGAAUCAUGAAUACUUAUUGUUAUAUAGCUUAACAACAAUUAGCUGCUUUGAACGCGCCCAUUGCGUUUGCCGCCAUUAUAACGCGCAUAUGCGAGAAAGAGAAUUAAUCCCCUCAAUCAACCAUAGAUUGACGACGAUUCAGCCUUCAUUGAAACGCUUAUGCGACGUGUACGUUGCCGUGGAAACGAUACUACGCCGGAACGCGAGCCACAGGACCGUUUGCAGCAUUUAUGGCGCCCAUCACAAGAAGUUGUAGAACCCAAAUUUCCAGCCGACACAAAAAUAAUUUUUACAUGUAUUUACCCAACAACAUAAACGCGACAUAAAUUUAGCUUCCCAGCAAUGAAACUCCAACUAAAUUAAAAAAA